Antechinus flavipes (yellow-footed antechinus) is the source of this 2963-nucleotide messenger RNA. RefSeq names its product zinc finger protein 501-like. Gene Ontology annotation, molecular function: DNA-binding transcription factor activity; RNA polymerase II cis-regulatory region sequence-specific DNA binding. The transcript has 3 exons. The record is from RefSeq and is a predicted model, not a curated record. NCBI's taxonomy places the organism in Eukaryota, Metazoa, Chordata, Mammalia, Dasyuromorphia, Dasyuridae. Bases 627 to 2132 code for a protein of 501 amino acids. Gene Ontology annotation, biological process: regulation of transcription by RNA polymerase II.
GGCCCCGGCCUGCAGCCGUGUGCUCGGUGUUCCAGGGGCCCGUGACCUUCCGGGACGUGGCGUGGACUUCACCCCCGAGGAGUGGGGACGGCUGGGCCCGGCUCAGAGGCAGCUCUACCGGGACGUGAUGUUGGAGACCUACUGGAACCUGGUCUCCCUGGGUGAGGCGGCCCCCCAAUCACCCCCAUCACCACCCUCCCCACUGCAUCGGUUUGGGGACUCAGGAAUACUAUGGAGGGCUGAGGGGGGAGGGAGGUCAGGAACGAGAGGGGGCAGUGCCAGGAGCAAGGUCCUCCUGAUGGCAGCCAGAGGCUGCCCGCUGCCCGGGCUGGGCCUGGCCAUUCAGCCUCCCAGUACCAGCGGCCACGGCCGUUUUGUCUCCCCAAGCAGGGAUCUCAGCUUCUGACCCUGACAGGGCUCGGCUUUUGGCACCAGGGGACACGCUGUGUGUUGUGGAAGGAGCUGAGGGGAGGACAGGGUCUGAGGCCUUGGGCCCGAAGCAGGACGCCUCCCAAGACUCGUGCCGUGGAGCGAGGCUGCAGAGAUCAGACAGGCGCAGCGGGCCAAGAAAGGCCUUGACGGCCAGGGGCGGCUUGGAGGGCGAGCCGUUGGGCCAGGACGGGCCGAUGGCGGAAGCGAUCCUCUCCGAGGACACGCCGGCGAGGGCCAUGGGUCCCAUCUUGCCCGCGAGGGAGAGCCUUCCCGAGUGGGACGCCCAUAGGAACUUCCCCCAGAACAAGGGGAGCAAGGCCUUCGCGCCCCGCUCAAACCUAACCGGGGCCGUCUCUGAACAGAAACCGUUUCGUUGGGAUAAUGAGUCGGGGAAGCCUUUGGGUGGCCGCCCAGGCCGGAUUCCUCCUGAGAAAACGCUCCCACAGGGGCGAGUCCCUUCGUGCGGUGAAUGUGGGAAAGAGUUCCAUCACAACUCGCACUUGGCCCAACACCAGAGAGUUCACGCUGGAGAAAGCCCAAGGGAGACCAGAAAGUCGUUCAGCCCGCGCCCGGCCCGCGCCCCGCCGGGUUCCGGAGAGAAGCCCUACGAGUGCGGCGAAUGCGGCAAAGCUUUCGGCCGCAGCGUCUACCUGGCGGAGCACCAGAGGACGCACACGGGGGAGAAGCCCUACGCCUGCGAUCGCUGCGGCAGAGCCUUCAGCCAGAGCGCGCCCCUGGCCAAGCACCGGCGGACCCACACCGGGGAGAAGCCCUACGCCUGCGCCGAGUGCGGGAGAGGCUUCGGCUGCCGCUCCACCCUCGUCCAACACCGCAGGACCCACACCGGGGAGAAGCCCUACGCCUGCGGCGAAUGCGGCAAAGCCUUCAGCCAGAGGACCCACCUCAUCCAGCACCGGCGCAUCCACACGGGGGAGAGGCCCUACGCCUGCCGGGAGUGCGGCAAGGCCUUCACCGAGAGCUCGGCCCUCAUCCAGCACCGGCGCAUCCACACCGGGGAGAAGCCCUACGAGUGCCGGGAGUGCGGCAAGGCCUUCCGGCGCAGGACCCACUUCACGCAGCACCAGCGCAUCCACACCGGAGAGAAGAUCUACGAGUGCCGGGAGUGCGGGAAGGCCUUCAACCAGAUCGCGCAGCUCACCCGGCACCAGCGCGUCCACACCGGGGAGAGGCCCUACGCGUGCGGGGACUGUGGGAAAGCCUUCAGCCAGAGCUCGUCCCUGACCAAACACCGGCGGACCCACACCGGGGAGAGGCCCUAUGCGUGCCCCGAGUGCGGGAAAGCCUUCAGCGACUCCUCGGUGCUCAUCGUGCACCAGCGCAUCCACACCGGGGAGAGGCCCUACAAGUGUCCCCAGUGUGGCAAGGCCUUCACCCAGAGCAUUUACCUGAACAAGCAUCGGAUCGUGCACUCGGGAGAGAAGCCCUACGCCUGCGGGGAUUGCGGGAAGACCUUUAGCCAGAGCAAGUAUCUCGCCCAGCAUCGGAGGAUCCACACCGGGGAGAAGCCCUUCGAGUGCCCCGAGUGUGGGAAAGCCUUCACUUACUGCUCCGCCCUCAGCCGGCACCAGAGGAUCCACGCUGGGAACCGGCCCUACGGGUGCGAGGAGUGCGGGAAGGGCUUCCGGGUCCUGUCGGCCUUCCUCACCCAUCGAGGGCUCCACGCUGCCGCCCAGCUCUGAGGGCCGCCCCGGAGGCGGGCCUAGGACAGGAGCUACCCCGGCUCCUCUGCUUGUGGAUGGGCGAUCCCUGCCCCAGACCGUCCUGCCCUGCCCCGCCCCACUUCCCCCACAGUGGGACCUUCCUCCCUGCCAGCGGGGCCAGCGGCCUUCUCUGGGCAGCUGGGCCAGAGCCUUUGGUCCCGGCUUUAGGACCCCUCCCAUCAUUUCUUUCCCCUCUAUAAAAAUAUCCGGCUUGGGAAAGAGACACGGCUGAGAGAAUCUGGGGCCUCCUCUCUGACUCUGCUUUUCUCCUGCCCAGGGCAGGCCCGUUGCCUUGCUGUGGCUCCAAACUCUGGAGUGUGUGGGGGAGGCCAGGGCUCCGGAGGCAGCCCCUCUCCCAUCUGUGAGUUCUGAUACUCCUCUGUCCCCUGGGGUGCUCUGAGACUCCCAGAGGACCCUUGGGGAGCAGGGAAGAGCCUGUGGACACACAGCUUGGAAGCCUCUGGGACUUGCCCCCCACUUGGUGAUACCUGGAGCUCCUCAGGGCUGGGCCCCUCUCCAGGGAUACAGGCCCAUCAGUUCCCACCUCUGCUGCCUCCAUGGAGGGUGGGCCCCCAAAGCCCCAGGUUAAAAGCUCCAAGACAUCCCGGGACUUGGGGCUGCCCGUGGCCCACAGCAUUUCCAGCGCAGAAGGGGUCCCAAGAAGGGGUCCCCCUGCAGCUCAUCCAUCAAGCGGUCCCUUGUCUGGCCUUUACCCAGAAACCCCUGUGAGCGGCCAUCAGAGCCUCUCUGGGACUGGGACCUACCCUCCUUACCUUCUCUCCCCCUUUUUAAAAUUUUAUUUUCUGGUUA